Molecule: messenger RNA, 696 nt
Organism: Parastagonospora nodorum SN15
Lineage: Eukaryota; Fungi; Ascomycota; Dothideomycetes; Pleosporales; Phaeosphaeriaceae
Exons: 5
Coding region: 1-696 (231 amino acids)
Biological process (GO): transcription initiation at RNA polymerase III promoter
Cellular component (GO): RNA polymerase III complex
Molecular function (GO): nucleotide binding
Source: RefSeq, a predicted model, not a curated record
AUGUUAGGAGCAACAGACCUCGUUGCAGCAGACAGCACAGGUAAAGGUGAAGUUAGAUCGUUCCUUCCUGAGUGGGAGGAGGCCAUCUACGCAAGCCAAGGCGCUAAAUCCAAAACUUUCCUCUUUGACCAAUCUUCUUACUUACCCUUGAACACCAACGCCAUGCAAUAUCAACGCCGACAGUCCGCACUACUCUCAAACCACGAAGUCCUCCAGCACCUCCGCCAAGAAGAAGCAGAAUACCACGGCACGGAUGGCACGGACCGUAAACGCCACUUGCCAUCCGGCCUGAACCACAUGUUGCGAGAUGGCCUAACCUAUCUCCAAACCCCAGACUACAACACCGCCGCUCUGGCGGACACUCACCCCGCUCGCCCUAUGACGCUUUACAAGGGUCCUCAUUCUCUCUACCAUACCUUGGCGCCUCACUACCGCCUUAAUAAAGCGGAGUACUUGCAGCUGUACAAUUUGCGACCUUCGACACAGGUCACGCUGGAACUGGUCAUUGAAGAGGCCAAUUCGCGCUUCACAGAUGACCAACUCCACGAGAUCCUGGCCAAAUGUCAGCAGGUAUUCGACGAGGAAGAGGCGGAGAUCCCUGAUGGCGUGGAGGACAUUCAGAUGGCUAAGGUCAAGGACAAGUUAUUGGGCGCAGCAAAGAAGGGACGGAAGAAGGGUGGGCGAAAGAAGGCUUGA